AUGAAUAACUACAAGGACUUAACGAAUACUGCUGUCGAUCAGAAGAAAUUUUUGGACGAAUGUAUUUUCAUUGUCAAGGAACAGAGCUUUUAUAUGAAACAGGCACUGGAAAAUGGAUCCCUUCGAGAUACUCUGAAGCACGCAUCGAACAUGCUAUGCGAGUUGAGGACAUCACAGCUGUCGCCCAAGUAUUACUACGAAUUGUACAUGCUGAUUUUUAACGAGUUACAACACCUUGAUACCUUCAUAAAUGAUAAAAAGAAACAUAAAAAGAAAUUUAUUGACAUAUAUGAGAGUGUUCAGCACGCAGGAAAUAUAAUUCCACGUCUUUAUUUACUAAUAAUUGUGGGAAGAAACUAUAUAAAAAAUAAGGAUAUUAAAGCAAAAUACAUUUUAAAAGACAUGACAGAAUUGUGUAAGGGUAUACAACAUCCAUUAAGAGGUUUGUUUUUACGAUAUUUUUUAAUUCAGAUGUGUAAGGACAGAAUACCAGAUACAGGUAGCGAAUAUGAAGAAGCGGGUGGUGGAAAUAUAGACGAUGCGUUUGAAUUUUUGUUAGCCAAUUUUUAUGAAAGUAUCAAAUUAUGGAGUAGAAUGAGUGAUAAAGUAAUUGUUAAAUUGCCAACAUCUCAAGAUGAACAAAUAAUAAAUAAUAAUAGAACCAAAAUAUUAAAAGAAAAAAUGGAUGUCAAAAUGUUAGUGGGAUCAAUUCUAGUUCGUAUGUCUCAGUUAGAAGGAAUGACGAGACAAUACUAUAUUGAAAAAUGUCUACCAAAACUGUUACAAAAUUUAUCAACUAUUAAUGAUUCUUUAAUACAACAGUACAUCUUCGAAUCAAUGGUACAAGUCUUCAGUGAUGAAUGUCAUAUAUAUACUCUAGAUAUUUUAUUAAAUGCCGUGCUAAAAAUAAAUAGCUCACUGGAUUUUAAAAGUAUUCUUAUUACAUUAUUAAAAAGAUUGCGAUCCUUUAUUGAAUCCAAUAAGUACGAACUACCAAAAGAAGUGGACAUAUUCAACUUAUUUUAUGAACAUUUAGUAUUGUAUAUAAACAGAACGUUAGAUGCAUAUAGAGAGGAAAAAAAAGGAUCCUACAAUUGGGAUCACAAAGAUGGAUCUGUCUUUCCUUCUAAGGACUCUAAUUCAGAAUUAUACAAUGGAAAAGAAAAAAAAUGCGAUGUCACUCGUGGUAGUGUGGCAAGCACGAUUGGUACAAGCACAGCCAUAUCAGUGGCUACCGGUACCACUCCCAUUAACAUUAAUGAUUUAGGAUCAAAUUGCAAAAUUGUGAAAACUUCAGAUUCGAAAAAUUAUCCGCAUGCUCAUGAUGAUGAACCUCUCGGUAGGGAGAAAAAAAAUAGGAACCCAUCUACUACACACCCUGAUACAAUAUAUCAAAGUGGGGAUAAUUACAAGACACUCAAGUAUGAUGGAAAUUUGAAUAAAACUACACAUUAUCGUUACAGUAAUGAUGAGAAAAGUAAGAGAAAAAAAGGAGAUGACAUAUUUGUAGAAAACAUUGUGAAGAUGUUGCAAGUUAUAUACGAAUUUAUUUUCUUAUGCAUACGCAUUUAUGAUGAUGUGAUUACAAUAAGCAAAUUGUUUCAUCUUCCAUAUACUAUAGUAUCCAAUGUAGAUUUAAAUAAUGACAUAAUAUGUGAACAAGUCAUUAGUAUUAUAGUUCUUCCGUUUAAUUUCUUGGGGUUGAGUGCACUCAAGGGUAAAAAUAUGCUAAUGUUAUUGGAAAGCAUAAACUCUGACAAGUAUAAAAAAAAACUAAGUUUAGACAUUAUAGAUGCCAUUAUUGAGUGUAAAAACAAACCUAUUCUUUAUCAGGAUGUCGAGCAAAUUAUGAAUUACAUAUCUCCAAUUUUUAACGAAAGCGCAAAAAGAAAAAAUAAUCCUAGUGGCGAUAAAGGCCUUAAAGGUGGUAAUGGUGCUAAUCGUACUAACAUUGACAAUAUUGACUGUAUUGACAACAUUGACAGUAUUGACAAUAUUGACUGUAUUGAUAAUGUUGACAAUAAUUCUGGUGCUGGUAUCCAUGAGCGUGGCCUCCACCAUUAUCAUCAAUGGAAAGAAGCGGAUGUGUUCAACCUAGAAAACAGCACUGUCACGUAUGCAGCGAAAAAAAUGUGCAAAUUUUUUCACAUCAUAACAAACACAGAUGACAUUGAAAGCAAGUAUAACAUAUGUAUUCUAUUUCAUAAACAUAUAGAAAAUGGACCAUACCUAGUUCAUUUAUUACCAACAAUAAUAUUUACAAUGCUGAGCAUUGUAACCACCAUCAUUAACUUGAUUCCAAAUCUUGAAAGUAACCCUCAUCAUGGAGGAGAUAUGCAUGGUAAACCGUUCGAGAAAAAGGAACACAUUGAUGAGGAGGAGAUGGGGGAAGAGGAUGAUAAUAUCAUUUUACAAAAUAACAACAAUAACAACAAGGAUCUUGGACGAAAUAAUAACAUAAUGAACAGCUUUGUUGAGAACUAUUCAGAUGGCCAUGAUUUUGAAAAAAAAGUAAUACAAUACAAUAUACAUGUAAAAAACAUCCUGAAAUUCAUCCACACAAAUCUGCUUGCCGUAGCAAAUCAAAUCCCCAUAUUGGCAUUCAAAUUAUUUCUACACAGUGCUGUGAUAAUUAAUAAUUACAACCGAUUUAUUGAAACAUAUCCAUUUCUAUCCUUUGAUAAUUUAGAAGCAAUAUGUUAUGAAUUCAUAACCCAACCAUUAAUCAUUUAUGAGGAAGAUAUAAAUAUGUCAUCUCAACAAUAUAAUUGUAUUGUUUGGAUUGUUGGUAUUUUAUGUUCACACAUUACUUUACUUGAAAAUGAGAAUUAUGAAAAUAUUGCAUUAAAGUUAACUCAACAUGCAAAUAAAUUGCUAAAAAAAAAAGACCAAUGUUUAGGUAUCUUAACAUGUUCACAUUUAUAUUGGGAAAAUAAUAAAUAUAGAAAUAGUGCAAAAACAUUUGAAUGCUUACAAAAGUGCAUAAAAAAUGCAGAAAUUGCUGUCCAAUCAAAUAGUGAUAACAUUGUUCUCUUUCUUUAUAUGUUGCAAAAGUAUAUAUACUACUAUGAAGCGGAAAACAUUGAAAUUACAGAAGAUAAUAUAAAUUAUUUAUUACAAAUUUGUCACGAUCAUUAUUCUAAGGAAAAAUGUGACUCUAAAUUCAAGAAUGAAUAUGUCCAAACUGUAAAAUACAUACAUGAUAAGAAAAUCAGUUCCAAUGCAUUUGCAAAAAUAGCUAUCGACAUCUCCGUUUUACCCUAA
Plasmodium gonderi is the source of this 3264-nucleotide messenger RNA. Its product is annotated as vacuolar protein sorting-associated protein 35. The transcript is spliced from 2 exons. The coding region runs from base 1 to 3264 and encodes 1087 amino acids. The record is from RefSeq and is a predicted model, not a curated record. Gene Ontology annotation, cellular component: late endosome; retromer complex; retromer, cargo-selective complex. NCBI's taxonomy places the organism in Eukaryota, Apicomplexa, Aconoidasida, Haemosporida, Plasmodiidae. Gene Ontology annotation, biological process: retrograde transport, endosome to Golgi; intracellular protein transport.